Molecule: messenger RNA, 1980 nt
Organism: Cavia porcellus (domestic guinea pig)
Lineage: Eukaryota; Metazoa; Chordata; Mammalia; Rodentia; Caviidae
Gene: Hoxb4
Product: homeobox B4
Exons: 2
Coding region: 1-747 (248 amino acids)
Biological process (GO): anterior/posterior pattern specification; positive regulation of transcription by RNA polymerase II; embryonic skeletal system morphogenesis
Cellular component (GO): nucleus; nucleoplasm
Molecular function (GO): RNA polymerase II cis-regulatory region sequence-specific DNA binding; DNA-binding transcription factor activity, RNA polymerase II-specific
Source: RefSeq, a predicted model, not a curated record
AUGGCUAUGAGUUCUUUUUUGAUCAACUCAAACUAUGUCGACCCCAAGUUCCCUCCGUGCGAGGAAUAUUCACAGGGCGAUUACCUACCCAGCGACCACUCGCCCGGGUACUACGCCGGCGGCCAGCGGCGAGAGAGCAGCUUCCAGCCCGAGGCGGCCUUCGGGCGGCGCGCGGCGUGCACCGUGCAGCGCUACGCGGCCUGCCGGGACCCCGGGCCCCCGCCGCCGCCCCCGCCGCCCCCGCCGCCGCCCGGGCUGUCCCCUCGGGCUCCCGCGCCGCCACCCGCCGGGGCCCUCCUCCCGGAGCCCGGCCAGCGCUGCGAGGCGGUCAGCAGCAGCCCCCCGCCGCCUCCCUGCGCCCAGAACCCCAUGCACCCCAGCCCGUCCCACUCCGCGUGCAAAGAGCCCGUCGUCUACCCCUGGAUGCGCAAAGUUCACGUGAGCACGGUAAACCCCAAUUACGCCGGCGGGGAGCCCAAGCGCUCGCGGACCGCCUACACCCGCCAGCAGGUCCUGGAGCUGGAGAAGGAAUUUCACUACAACCGCUACCUGACGCGGCGCCGGAGGGUGGAGAUCGCCCACGCGCUCUGCCUGUCCGAGCGCCAGAUCAAGAUCUGGUUCCAGAACCGGCGCAUGAAGUGGAAAAAAGAUCACAAGUUGCCCAACACCAAGAUCCGCUCGGGUGGCACCGCGGGCCCAGGUGGAGGGCCCCCUGGCCGGCCCAACGGAGGCCCCCCAGCGCUCUAGUGCGCCCCCCCAGCUGGAGCCGCGGACCUGGGGGCGGGGAGGGCAAGGAGCGCAGAUCUGGGGCAUACAGGGGAUGCGGGAGGGGGCCCAGGCCUGGGCCCCAACAGGCUACCCGCUCUCCUCCCCACCUCACUUCAUCUAUAUCUGAGUAAAGGCAGAGAAGGAGGGGUGGGGUGCUUUAUUUAUAAAAAUGACAGCAGGGAGCUUUGCGAGCACCCCCCUUUCGCCCCGCGCGCCCCCAAGCAAGAUCCAGUCUGUUGCUUUCUUCCUUUAAAAAAAAAAAAAGAGGAAAAAAAAAAAAAAAAAAAGGAAGAAGGAAGAAAGAAAAAAAGAAAGAGCAAUAGGAGGAGGCCGAGCUCCUGGUUUGCAGCUUUCGCGGAGAAGAUGGAUCCACAGUUCAUCUUUAAUCACGCCAGGCCCGGCCCAUCUGUCUUGUUUACUCUGCCGAGGAGAAGAGAGGACGGCCUCGGUGGCGACCAUUACCUCGACAUUCGCUAACAAAUGAGCCCGGCCAGGCUGCCGCCGCCUCUGCUGCUGCCGCUGCUGGGAGACAGCCUGGAUUUUCUUUCUUUGUCCCCCUCCUGACACCCAGCGAAAGCACCCUGGGACUGCCAGAAAGCAGGGUUGUGGCUGCCCACGGUAACACACACACCCACACCCAGCUUUGCUCUUCCUCCGUGCCCGUCCACGGGGGACCGCUGACUGCUCACCCCCUUCCGCCUUGGGGGUGAAGGGGGGACAGAAGAAAGAGGCCAAGUGGGGGAGGGGCGACCUCGGCCACGCAGGAGCUGGCAGGGAAACUGAGUCAAGGAUUCAAAAAGAGUGACCCAGACUCACGCUUGGCGGGGUGAGGGGCCAGUUUGGGGGAGGAGGGGAGGCUAGGCGUGACCCCCACACACACCCCAGCCAUUCCGGAGUUGUACAACAGAGGCUUCUCUUAGACUGAAGAUGAAUAUGAAACUAGGGAAUAAAAUGUGGCCAUUGGACUGGCGGGGGACGAUGUGACAGAGCCCUCACCAUAGUUUAUCCUUGUUGCAUUGUUUAUUAUUAUUAAUAUUAUUAUUACUAUUAUUUUAUGUCAUGUGCAUCCUCUCUCCUGUUCUUUCUGACAUUCCAAGCCAGGCGCCUUCCUCCCUAGGGGUGGAGGGUGCCCAAGCCUAGAACCUUGCAUUGGUGUGAAAAUUCGUGUCCUGUACAGAGUGACAAUAGAAAUAAAUGUUUAGUUUCUCGUGA